Cetraspora pellucida is the source of this 915-nucleotide messenger RNA. Lineage: Eukaryota; Fungi; Glomeromycota; Glomeromycetes; Diversisporales; Gigasporaceae. The record is from the annotation of a GenBank genome assembly.
AUGGUCGAGUCGAAAUGGACUCGUCUCUUUAUCAUUACUUCCAUUGUCCAGACUUUCAUUACUAUAAUAAUUCAAUCACUUGUUGUUGGCCGAAACCAAAACGCUUCUUUAGAUUUUCUAGACAAGUGGCGAGAUACAUAUUCAAACAAUAAUAAUAUUACUGCCAACGAAUGCAAAACCAAUAUUGUGGGGCGUAUGACCAAUAUUGUUGGAGAAAAUAUCAUAAUUCUACUUUCCAAUAUAUUUUUAUUAUUCUUUAGUUAUGAUGCAAUUUUUAACCAGAACACAAUACAAAUAAUAACUGUAGUAGUAGUAAACUAUGCGAUAGGAAUAGUUGCUGCUAUACAAAUAGUAGAAAUUCAAAGAUGGAAAAACCAAGCAGUUGAAUGUGUACCAGGAUUCAGUAUCUUUGACUUUAAGGUGGAAUUGUACGAAGUACCAUCAGUAGUAAUAUUUUUGAUAUGUGCGACAACGAUGGGAUUCUUUACUUGGAAAUUGUAUCAGCAAUUUGGGUGGAAUAUUUACAAAAGAAUUGGCGCUGAUCUGGCUUGUGUAGUACUCUCAUCGACUGAAAAACUUAAAUCAUCAUUUUUGUAUUGGUUUCAUGUGGUAGUAACAGUUAUAAUAUUUAUCCUGCAAGCUCUCGCUUAUCGUAUGUUAAGGGAGGAAUCUGUUUUAGGAAUGAAAAUAUUUAUUGGUUUAUGGUUAAUACCGAUUGCCGACUUCAUAGCUCUUCUUAUAAAAUCAAUUGGCACAAGCGCACAGGAUAGACCAGAUAUUAACCAUUCUGCUUCUUUCAUAUCUAGUUGUUUUUGGUAUCAUAAUGGCACUGGUAAUAUACAAUGUUCGCAGGCUACGGAACAAACUUCAGAAGCGCAACCUCCCACAGGUCGGUGGGCAAUUGAUGAAGAUUGA